CCAAAUUUGAAAGAAGCCACUGGUUUCUCUUCCCUUUUCCCGGCAAAAAUAAAUCCAACUGAGCAAUUGAUUGAAUCGGUUCAAUAUGUCUAAACUAACCUUUCCACUUCUGAGCCUCUUCCUAUACUUACUCAUAACAUCUAUACCCUUCCUUGUAAUUUCACAAAAUGUUGACACAGAGCUUGACAUCCUCUUGAAGCUCAAGCAACAACUGGGUAAUCCACUGUCUCUACAGUCCUGGACCUCCUCAUCCUCGCCGUGCAGUUGGACGGAGAUUUCAUGCGCCGACGGUAAGGUUACCAACCUUUUGCUCAGUAACAAGGACAUCUCAGUAGAAAUCCCGGCAACAAUCUGUGACCUCACAAACCUCACCAUUCUUGACUUGUCCUUUAACUACAUCCCCGGAGGAUUUCCAAGAGCUGUUUUCAACUGCUCAAAGCUACAAAGGUUGAAUCUUUCUCAAAAUUAUUUUGUGGGUCCAAUCCCGGAUGAUAUUGAUCACUGGCUUUCAAAUCUCAAAUAUUUAGACCUCGGAGCUAAUAACUUCUCCGGUGACAUUCCGCCUGCGAUAGGUAACCUAACGGAGUUGCAGUACUUGUAUCUGAAUUCAAACCAGUUCAAUGGGACGUUUCCGAAGGAGAUCGGUAACUUGGCCAACCUUGUAGAAUUAGGCUUGGCCUAUAAUGGGUUUGUGCCUUCAACAAUUCCGGUGGAAUUCGGCAAGCUAAGCAAGUUGACAUUCAUGUGGAUUAGAUAUGCCAAUUUGAUCAGUCCCAUCCCAGACAGUUUUGCCAAUCUUUCAAGUCUUGAGCAUUUGGAUUUGGCAGUAAACAAUCUGGAAGGUAGUAUUCCUGAUGGGUUAUUUUUGUUGAAGAAUUUGACCAAUUUGUAUCUGUUUCGCAAUAAAUUGUCUUGGGAGAUCCCCCAGAAAGUAGAAGCAUUGAAUUUGGUUGAAAUUGAUCUUGCUAUGAACAACUUGAAUGGCUCAAUACCGGAAGACUUUGGCAAGUUACAGAAUUUGAAACUUCUCAGUCUAUUUACCAAUCAGUUAUCUGGUGAAAUACCCCCCAGUAUAGGCCUUAUUUCUACACUGAAAACUUUGAAGGUUUUCACCAACAACUUGAGUGGGGUCUUGCCACCAGAACUAGGCCUCCAUUCAAAGCUCGAACAUUUUGAGGUUUCAACCAAUCAUUUCAGUGGCCAGCUACCAGAAAAUCUAUGUGCUGGAGGUGUUUUGCUAGGUGUUGUUGCAUUUUCAAACAAUCUCACUGGGGAGGUUCCUCAAUCGCUUGGAAACUGUGACACUUUGCUCACGGUUCAGCUUUACAACAACAAAUUUACUGGCGAAAUACCUUCAGGUAUUUGGACAGCAGUUAACAUGACAUACUUGAUGCUAAGUGAUAAUUCAUUUUCAGGUGAACUUCCAAGCUCUCUGGCUUCGAAUUUGUCCAGGUUGGAGAUUAGCAACAACAAAUUUUCUGGUCCAAUUCCUACAGGGAUAUCUCGUUGGGUGAAUUUGAUUGUUUUUGAGGCAAGCAACAAUCUGUUUUCAGGUGAAAUUCCAGUGGAAGUGACCAGCCUACCUCUUCUUACUGCUCUUUUCCUUGAUGGUAAUCAAUUUUCAGGUCAACUUCCAACCAAGAUAAUCUCCUGGAAGUCACUGACUACUUUAAAUCUCUCAAGAAAUGCACUUUCUGGCCAAAUCCCAACAGUUAUGGGGUCUUUACCUAGCCUUUCUUACUUGGACUUAUCUCAAAACCAUUUCUCUGGCAAAAUCCCAUCCGAGUUAGGCCAACUAAAGCUUCUAGAACUCAACUUAUCCUCCAAUCAACUUUUUGGGCAAAUUCCGGAUCAGUUUGAUAACCUUGCUUAUGAGAACAGCUUCCUGAAUAAUUCUAAUCUCUGUGCUGUUAAUCCAGUUCUAAACCUUCCAAAUUGCUAUAUUAGACCCCGCAGUUCCAAAAAACUGUCCUCUAAAUUUCUUGCCAUGAUUCUGGUUCUUGCCAUAGCUAUUUUCAUAGGUGCUGCUAUAUUAACCUUGCUUGCAUUUAGAGGCUAUCAGAGAAAGAAGCAAAAACGUGAUCUGGCAACAUGGAAGCUGACCUCAUUCCAGAAAGUGGAUUUCACAGAAGCAAAUAUUUUGGCAAGUUUGACAGAAAAUAAUCUGAUUGGAAGUGGAGGGUCAGGAAAGGUAUACCGCAUCGUUGUGAACCAUGCGGGAGAAUUUGUUGCUGUUAAGAGGAUUUGGAACAGUAAAGCAUUUGAUGAGAAGCUCGAGAAAGAAUUUGUGGCGGAGGUUCAAAUCCUGGGCACAAUUAGGCACUCAAAUAUAGUGAAAUUGUUGUGUUAUAUUUCAAGUGAAGAAUCAAAGCUUCUUGUUUAUGAGUACUUGGAGAAUCAAAGCCUGGACAGAUGGCUUCAUGGAAAGAACAAAAGAUCAUCAUCAGCGGCAAACUCGAUCCAUCAUGCUUUCUUGGAUUGGCCUAGAAGGAUGCAGAUUGCCAUUGGAGCUGCGCAAGGAUUAUGCUACAUGCACCAUGACUGCUCCCCACCUAUCAUUCAUCGAGAUGUCAAGUCUAGUAACAUCCUGUUGGAUUCUAAAUUCGAGGCAAAGAUUGCAGAUUUUGGACUUGCCAAAAUGCUGGCUAAGCAAGGACAAGCUCACACGAUGUCUGCUGUAGCGGGCUCUUUUGGUUACAUUGCCCCAGAGUAUGCUUAUACAACAAAAGUGAAUGAGAAGAUCGAUGUUUAUAGCUUUGGAGUUGUUCUCCUGGAACUGGUGACAGGAAGAGAAGCAAAUGUUGGGGAUCAGAAUACCAGCCUUGCAGAAUGGGCAUGGAGGCGAAAUUUAGAGGGAAAGCCUAUCGUUGAUUGCCUGGAUGAGGGAAUUAAGGAAUCAUGCUACCUGGACGAAAUGACCACUGUAUUCAAGCUAGGACUCAUUUGUACUAGCACUGCACCAUCUACAAGGCCUUCUAUGAAGGAUGUUUUGCAGAUUCUACGUAGAAUUUCUCCGAGGAAUUAUGGAGAGAAAUUGGGAAGCGAAUUUGAUGUUACUCCUCUUCUUGGCAAUCCUACUUAUCUUUCUAGUUACAGGCGAAGUAAUAGAGUAUCAGAUGAUGAAUACGAUAUUAGCUUAGAUUACAGCGUGUGAAGUCUGAUAAUAGUGCUUUUUUCUGUCUUUUUGGAGUGUAUUAUAUGCUAUAGUCAUGAAAAUAAUCAUUAGGAAGCAAGUUUUGCAGCCAAUUGCUUACAAUUAUAUCGCCAUAUUUAGUUCCUCUGUUUUCAAAAGCUUUCUGCUUCUUCCUUCAGCGAACUAUAUUUUGAU
Molecule: messenger RNA, 3328 nt
Organism: Hevea brasiliensis (rubber tree)
Lineage: Eukaryota; Viridiplantae; Streptophyta; Magnoliopsida; Malpighiales; Euphorbiaceae
Product: receptor-like protein kinase 5
Exons: 2
Coding region: 86-3154 (1022 amino acids)
Biological process (GO): protein phosphorylation
Molecular function (GO): protein kinase activity; ATP binding; receptor serine/threonine kinase binding
Source: RefSeq, a predicted model, not a curated record